This is a messenger RNA of Medicago truncatula (barrel medic), 3993 nucleotides long. RefSeq lists its product as uncharacterized. The record is from RefSeq and is a predicted model, not a curated record. Gene Ontology annotation, molecular function: DNA helicase activity. The coding region runs from base 1 to 3993 and encodes 1330 amino acids. The transcript has 4 exons. Gene Ontology annotation, biological process: telomere maintenance; DNA repair. Lineage: Eukaryota; Viridiplantae; Streptophyta; Magnoliopsida; Fabales; Fabaceae.
AUGGGCGGUCGGAUUGAUAAUGAGAUGAAUCGUGGUCGAGCUCCUCCGAUGUUUAUAAUGAAUGGUGAAAAUUGCCACCGAAUUGGAAGUCUUUUGCCUAUGCCGGGGGAUCAGCCUAAAUUUGCUCAGUUAUAUAUAUAUGACACAGAUAAUGAAAUAGCUAAUAGAAUGACGGCUGUCAGGAUGGAUGAUGAAAACUUCCAGUUAAAGUCAUCUAUUAUUGAGACUUUAAGGGGUAUGCUUGAUGAUUAUAAUCCAUAUGUUCAAACAUACAGAACAAUUCGAAACACAAUAAUGCAACAAUCAGGGAAUUCAGAUAUAAGACUGAGGAUACUAGGAAAACGAGGCCGUGAUGGUCGACGGUAUAAUCUUCCAACUGCAUCAGAAGUUGCGGCAUUGAUAGUUGGCGAUUUUGAUGCGGCUGACUUUGAGAGAGAUGUUGUGGUUGAAACUCAAUCUGGAUUAUUACAGCGCGUAUCUGUUUUUGAGCCUGCGUAUGUGCCAUUGCAGUAUCCGCUUCUUUUCCCAAGAGGAGAGGAUGGGUACCGAAAAGACAUACCAUACAAUGAAGAGCAUGACCCCGAUUCUUCAAAGAGGGAAUUUGUUACGCAAAAAGAGUGGGUUGCUUACAGGGUCCAACAAAGAACUAGAAAUCAAUCUACCAUAAUUUUUGCUAAGAGGUUGUUGCAACAAUUUUUAGUGGAUAUGUUUAGCACGAUUGAGGCUGCAAGACUUCAAUAUCUUCGCCUUCAUCAAAAACAGCUAAGAGCAUCGAUGUACAAGGGAUUAACGGAGGCUGUUUUAAGAGGGGAAACUAAUCCAACCACAUCCGGAAAACGAAUUGUUUUGCCAUCGACUUUUGUCGGUGGUGCACAGUAUAUGAUACAAAAUUACCAAGAUGCUAUGGCUAUUUGUGGUUGGGCGGGUUAUCCAAAUUUAUUUAUUACAUUCACAUGCAACCACAAAUGGCCCGAGCUGGUUGAUUUUUUGAAAAGUUACAACCUCAAGUCAGAGGAUCGGCCGGAUUUAGUUACCCGAAUAUUCAAAAUUAAAUUGAAUCAGUUGAUAAAGGAUAUCAAGGAAGGUGAUGUUUUUGGUAAAGUAAAGUCAGUUAUCUACACGAUCGAGUUCCAAAAACGUGGACUCCCACAUGCGCAUAUACUGGUGUUCCUGCAUCCUAGAUUUAGGGAUAUUCAGGGUAGAUACAUUGAUAAAAUAAUAUCAGCUGAAAUUCCUAAUAAAGAGGAAGAACCAGUGUUGUUUGAUAUCGUUUCUUCACUUAUGAUACAUGGUCCGUGCGGUCCUCAAAACACGAGUUCUCCGUGUAUGAACAAUAGGAAGUGCACUAAACUCUUUCCAAAGAGAUUUGUCGAUCAGACUAUCAUUGAUGCUGAUGGAUAUCCGGUUUAUAGAAGGCGAGACAAUGGGGUAUAUAUUGAAAAAGGAAAAUCAUUCGUGGACAAUAGGUAUGUUGUUCCGUAUAACAAGCACCUCCUCUUAAAGUAUAAUGCUCAUAUAAAUGUAGAGUGGUGCAAUCAAACAAGGUCCAUAAAAUAUCUUUUUAAAUACGUGAACAAAGGCCAUGAUCGUGUGACAGUUACAUUUUAUAGUGGUGGCCAUGGAAGGAAUGAUUCCGACUGUGUUGAUGAGAUAAAGAUGUACUACGAUUGUCGAUAUCUAUCUGCAUGUGAAGCAGCAUGGCGUAUUUUUUCAUUUGAUAUACAUUUUAGAGAGCCAUCUGUCGAACGAUUGAGUAUUCAUCUUGAGAAUGAACAGGGUGUGGUAUACAGCGAUAAUGAUGAUCUUGAGGAGGUUAUUGCUAAUCCAAUCAUCCAAGCCACAAAGUUUUUGGCGUGGUUUGAUGCUAAUCGAAUAUAUCCCGAAGCUAGAAAUCUAACAUACAGCCAGUUCCCUGGUAAGUUUGUUUGGAAAGCAAGGAAGCAUUACUGGUCUCCGCGGAAGAGAGGGUAUUCAGUAGGUAGAAUUCACUUUGUUACGCCUGGUUCGGGUGAGAUAUUUUACUUAAGAACUUUGUUGAAUUAUGUGAAAGGUCCGACGUCUUUUGAAGACAUAAGGACUGUGGGGGGAAUUGUAAAAAACUCAUUUAAAGAAGCAUGUUAUGCCAGAGGAUUGCUCGAGGAUGACAAAGAAUUUAUAGAUGCAAUUGUUGAAGCAAGUCUUUGGGGCACUGGAACAUUUUUGCGUCAUUUGUUUGUUACUUUAUUGGUGUCAAAGCAAAUAUCUCGGCCAGAUACUGUGUGGAAUAUUACUUGGGAAUGUUUAAGCGAAGAUAUUUUGCACCGGCAACGGAGGAUUUUGCAGUUUCCAAAUUUGGUAUUAACUACUGAUCAGCUAAAGACAUACACUUUGGCUGAAAUUGAGAUAUGCUUACAGUGUCAUGGAGUUAGUUUGGAUGAUUAUCCUGAAAUGCCUGCACCGGAUAGGGCGUUGGCACCUGAGAUAAAUAAUCGAUUGAUUCAUGAUGAACUUAAUUAUAAUGUUGAUGUUCUAGCAGAAGAGCAUCGGAGAUUGAUGUCAACAAUGACGGUUGAACAAAGAAAGGUGUAUGAUACAAUCAUGAAUAGAGUAUAUGACAAGAAACCUGGUUUUUUUUUCUUAUAUGGUUACGGUGGAACCGGGAAGACAUAUAUUUGGAGAUCAUUGGCUGCAGCAAUUAGAUCAAGGGGUGAGAUUGUUAUAGCAGUUGCUUCAAGUGGUAUCGCAGCUUUGCUCAUUCCAGGAGGUAGAACUGCACAUUCACGGUUUAACAUUCCUUUAAUUAUUCAUGAAUCAUCAUCAUGCACAAUAACUCCGGACAGUGAUCUGGCAAAAUUAAUAGCAAGAGCAAAGUUGAUCAUAUGGGAUGAAGCACCAAUGCUUCAUAGGCACUGCUUUGAGGCUGUUGAUCGUGCAUUUAGGGACGUUCUACGAACCUAUAAUAAUGAUCGAUUGGAUAUCCCCUUUGGAGGAAAAGUGGUUGUUUUGGGUGGAGAUUUUCGCCAGAUACUUCCAAUCAUACCCAAAGGAACGAGACAAGAAGUUGUUCAUGGCACUAUAAAUUCUUCGUCUCUUUGGGAUUUUUGUGAGGUACUUACACUAACCACAAACAUGCGGCUUUUAUCUGGAGGCAACGCUUCUGACAUUGUAGAGACAAGGGCAUUUUCUGAUUGGGUUUUGGGGAUUGGAGAUGGAAGUAUUGGACAAAAUAAUGACUUGGAUAUAACGCUGAAUGUGCCCCAUGAUCUCCUUAUCCCAAGCUGUGGGGACCCGCUUUCAGCUAUUGUUACUCACACAUAUCCUGAUCUUUUGCACAACAUGACUGAUCCGUCCUUUUUUAAGGAUAGGGUUAUUUUGGCCCCGACAAAUGCAAUUGUUGACGCACUCAAUGAUUAUGUAAUGGAUUUGAUUCCUGGUGAGGAAAACACUUACCUGAGCUGUGAUUCUGCAUGUAAUGAUGGUGCAGACACUGGUGGUCCCAAUGAUCUGUAUACUCCGGAAUUUUUGAACACGAUAACUGCUUCUGGACUUCCAACACAUAAGUUGAGGUUGAAGGUGGGUGUUCCUGUUAUGUUGUUGAGAAAGAUCGACCAAAAUUUAGGCCUCUGCAAUGGAACACGUUUAAUAAUUACAAGGAUGGGAACAUAUGUCUUGGAGGCAAAGGUUAUAUCAGGAAGCAACAUCAAUCAGAAAGUUUUUAUUCCAAGGUUGUCAUUGAUUCCAUCUGAUAAGAAGAUCCCAUUCAAUUUUCAACGGCGGCAGUUUCCGUUAGCUCUUUCCUUUGCCAUGACUAUUAACAAGAGUCAAGGCCAGUCGCUGAGUCAGGUUGGACUUUAUCUCCCCCGUUCCGUUUUUUCUCAUGGUCAGUUGUAUGUUGCUAUGUCUCGAGUUACUUCGAGAAAGGGGUUGAAGAUAUUGUUGCUUGACGAGGAUGGUGAUGAUACCGAUGUUACAUCCAACGUGGUUUACAAGGAAGUUUUUCAGAAUGUUCGGUAA